Bacidia gigantensis is the source of this 645-nucleotide messenger RNA. RefSeq lists its product as uncharacterized. The transcript has a single exon. The coding region runs from base 1 to 645 and encodes 214 amino acids. NCBI's taxonomy places the organism in Eukaryota, Fungi, Ascomycota, Lecanoromycetes, Lecanorales, Ramalinaceae. The record is from RefSeq and is a predicted model, not a curated record.
AUGGUCUUGUUCAUGGGAAGAGAGCUGACUUGGUGGGGCGACCAGGCGAUUAAUUUGGGACUCAAUGCGAAGGCCAACGAGGCUGGGAAAGUCUCGUAUACAGUCUACUUAAUCUUCAUAGCCCUGCAAGCCGCCGGUCCAUUCGUUGGCCUGCUCGUAAACAAGCCAUCGAGAGUUCAACGCAAAGAUGGUGUUCCUGUCGAUAUGAGCAUCACAAACAACAGCUGGAAAGAACUUAUCUUGACAGCCAAACUCUUCUUUAGUAAAGAGUUUCUGUUGAUAAUUCCACUGAUUGGUCAAGGCGUCUACACGGAGGCUGUGAUGUUUACGUAUGCCUCACUCUGGUUCACCGUCCGCGCUCGAGCUUUAGGUUCAUUCCUUUCUGGCAUCGUGGCGAUCAUAGCUGGCAAUUUGUUAGGAGCUUUUAUUGAUCGGCUUUCGCUUCCACUAAAGACUCGCGCCCGAGGAUCGUUCUUUGUGGUACUUGGCUUACAAGGAGUUUGGUGGAUCUGGGCCACUGUCCUGGUCACGGACUUCCAUAGGAAUAAGAUAAUAUAUGACUGGGUUGAUCCUGGGUUCGGCAAGGCUUUCGCGUUAUUCCUAUUCUGGGUGGCAGGAUUUCAACUCAACUAUUUGUUUCUGUGA